AUGAUAAUGCUUAUGGACAAGGGAAUAACCGAAUUAUCUAGUAAUGUUGACAAAGAAACGACCGCUCCGAACAAUCCUAAUGUUGUUGAGGAGUUCCUUGUGAAUCUCAAUGAUGAGAUGGAGGAAGAUGAAGAAGAACCCGAGGUAAAGGAAGUACAUCCACCAAUUAACACUCGUGAAGGUAACAAUGAUCUACUUCUAUCGGGUCCUUUUAAGAGAGCAAGGCAAUCUGGUGUUUGGAAGGAUUUAAGUAACCCAAAAUUUAUUAACAAAGAAUGGUUUGCUUUUUGUAAGCAUUGUGAAACUAAACUUAAAGUUCUUAACUCUAGUCGUACUACACAUUAUAAGCAUCACUUAGACAAAUGUCCUAAAACAGCAAGGCAAAGUACAUUGCUUAAUUUUUUGCCAUCUGAUUCUAGUGCUGGAACACCUGAGUCUUCUUUUGUUAGUGCUUUACAUAAUGGUAAAUUAGACAUGUUAUGGAUGAGAGAAGGCAUUGCACAUUGGAUUGUCAUGCAUGAAAAAUAA
Beta vulgaris subsp. vulgaris (sugar beet) is the source of this 528-nucleotide messenger RNA. RefSeq lists its product as uncharacterized. The transcript is spliced from 2 exons. The record is from RefSeq and is a predicted model, not a curated record. Lineage: Eukaryota; Viridiplantae; Streptophyta; Magnoliopsida; Caryophyllales; Amaranthaceae. The coding region runs from base 1 to 528 and encodes 175 amino acids.